Molecule: messenger RNA, 345 nt
Organism: Ilyonectria robusta
Lineage: Eukaryota; Fungi; Ascomycota; Sordariomycetes; Hypocreales; Nectriaceae
Exons: 1
Coding region: 76-255 (59 amino acids)
Source: RefSeq, a predicted model, not a curated record
GUGCGACGCGCCUCGUGGCUCCCUCAAUGCAAAAACCAACACCGCAACGUUGUAGACACAUUUUAGACAUUCAUUAUGAUCCCCGGGUUACAGUACAGAAAUCCCAAAUGCGCAGCACCAGUGCCACCGAACAAAAAUGAAACAACCAUAUCCCUGCCGACGCCUGGAAAGUGCAUAAACGGCGCUAAUGCCCCCUUUCAUCCAACUGCUCGUCACCUCUUUUGCCUGACUCCAUCCCAAAGUUCAUCAAAUUAACAACUCCAGUGUCGCAAAUGCCAGACCACACCGUCUCAAACGAGACAAGCAAAGAGGUAUCACGAGUCAAUCCGCCCACCCCGAACUCCU